UUCUCUGCUCCCGCUCUGCGCUCGCUCGCCUCGCCUGCUUAGCCCGAGGCUGAGCCUCCUCCUCCUCCUUCUCCUCCUCUUUCUCCUCCUCCUCCUCCUCCUCCUCCUCGCCAGCCCGCCCGCCCCCCUCAGUCUGUUGUCUUCUUCGGCUCUGGACCAGUGUCGGGAAGUUUCCCGGGCUCCGCAGAGUCCAGAUGUGUGACCUGAUUGAGUCUCAGCCGGCGGAGAAGAUCAGCAAGAUGAAGAAGUUGCGCCGAACUUUGUCAGAGAGUUUCAGCCGGAUAGCUUUGAAGAAAGAGGACAGCAGCUUUGAUGAGAUAUGUGUCACAAAGAUGUCUACACGGAACUGCCCGGGAGUGGACUCAGUAAUCAAACCCCUGGACACAAUUCCUGAGGACAAGAAAGUCCGGGUUCAGAGGACACAAAGCACUUUCGACCCCUUCGAGAAACCUGCCACUCAAGUGAAGAGGGUCCAUUCUGAGAAUAAUGCUUGCAUUAACUUCAAAUCCUCCUCCAGUGGGAAGGAAUCUCCUAAAGUCCGCCGACAUUCUAGCCCCAGCUCUCCCACAAGCCCCAAAUUUGGAAAAGCUGACUCUUACGAAAAACUGGAGAAACUGGGAGAAGGGUCUUAUGCUACCGUGUACAAAGGAAAAAGCAAGGUAAAUGGGAAACUUGUGGCUCUGAAGGUGAUCCGGCUCCAAGAGGAAGAAGGCACUCCCUUCACAGCGAUCCGGGAAGCCUCUCUGUUAAAGGGACUAAAGCAUGCCAAUAUAGUAUUACUUCAUGACAUCAUCCACACUAAGGAGACAUUGACACUUGUGUUUGAAUAUGUGCACACUGAUUUAUGUCAGUACAUGGACAAACACCCCGGAGGGCUUCAUCCAGACAAUGUGAAGUUGUUUUUAUUUCAGUUGCUGCGAGGACUGUCUUACAUCCACCAGCGUUAUAUUUUGCACAGAGACCUGAAGCCACAGAAUCUUCUCAUCAGUGACACGGGGGAGUUAAAGCUGGCAGAUUUUGGUCUUGCAAGAGCAAAAUCGGUCCCUAGCCACACAUACUCCAAUGAAGUGGUUACUCUGUGGUACAGACCUCCUGAUGUCCUCUUGGGCUCAACAGAAUACUCCACCUGCCUUGACAUGUGGGGAGUCGGCUGCAUCUUUGUUGAAAUGAUUCAAGGAGUUGCUGCUUUUCCAGGAAUGAAAGACAUUCAGGAUCAACUUGAACGAAUAUUUCUGGUUCUUGGAACGCCCAAUGAGGAUACUUGGCCAGGAGUGUCUUCUUUACCACAUUUUAAGCCGGAACGCUUCACCCUGUACAGCUCUAAAAACCUUAGACAAGCAUGGAAUAAGCUCAGCUAUGUGAACCAUGCAGAGGAUCUGGCCUCCAAACUACUCCAGUGUUUCCCAAAGAACAGAUUGUCUGCCCCAGCAGCCCUGAACCAUGAGUAUUUCAGUGAUCUGCCCCCCCGGCUAUGGGGGCUAACUGAUAUGUCUUCUGUUUUUACUGUCCCAAAUGUAAGAUUACAACCAGAAGUUGGAGAAAGUAUGCGGGCCUUUGGAAAAAACAAUAGUUAUGGCAAAAGUCUAUCAAAUAGCAAGCACUGAAGAACACAUGGUUGCCGAAGGGAUUGCAGGAUUAAGUUGUCAUCAUUCUGGGGAGAAGAAAAUCUAAUGAAGAGGCCAAUAAUAUGAAGUGAAUCAUGGUUCAGUUUCCUUUCUCUCUCCCUAUGGUGGAUUUUAUUCAGAAGAAAAUUGAAGCUGGCAAAACCCUAUUUUCCCUGCAAUUUAUUUAAAACCUUGCACGCCUUCGGAUACCUUGUGAUUUCAGAGAACUAUGUGAAGAUUAAGCUUUGCUUACUGAUACAUGGCAUGUAUUCUUCCCAGUCUUUUGUGUUGGAUUUUGUUUGAUUUUCCACUGCAGCGCGGCAUCGUUGUAAAGGUUUUUAUGCUUUCACCAGCAAGGUCUUAAAUACAUUAAGACAACACAUUUGGUGUUCACACUUCUCCAGUAAUGUCUGUACAUAAAAGCCACAGAGUGGCAUAAAAGAAUGUGUGUUUUCUUUGAGAAUAGUUCAACCAGUAGGAAGGCCAUUUUUAGCUAGAGCAAACCCAUAUUCUCUGACUGACUGACAAGGACAGUCCCUGGCCACAAUGCCAUCAAUGUUUUAUUUACUUCUUGAGAAUCUUUGCAUAUAGGUUUGAUUUUUUUUUUGAUCCAUGGAAAUAAUUGCACAUUUAUUUAGCACAUCAGAAUUUGGUUCCUGUUCUUAAAUUUCAUAGCAUGCCAGUCAUCAGAAUAGAUUGAAAAUGAGACCAGGGCUGGGGUUUGGGUAGGGGAAGGGAACAGGGAAACAAGAUAUAUGAACAAAGACAGUAGUUACUUAAUUAAUUGGUUCAUUGCUAUUUGGCCUUCAGAGAUCAACGUAACUUUUUUGGUUUCAUGGAUAUUGUCUACACUUGGUUUUUCCCACAUUGUCUCAUCUUUGGGGUCUUUCCUAAAGGAAAAAAAAAGUUUAUGACUAGAGUGUGGAAGAACUAUAUUUGCUGAAUGAGCCAUUAAAGCACUAACUUUGCUUGUUAGCUUUAGGAAAAAAAAAAAAAAACAGCAUGUAAAGCUGUCCACAGGGAAGUUUGCUUUCUUGAAUUCAAAGACCUUCCAGUUCCAUUUUGUCUUCAUUUCAACGUGAUUGGAAGAAGCCACACUGCACACCCAUCAGACUAGCUUCCCAAACAAACUUCGCACAUUUUAAAAAUGAUGCAAUAGCAUCAUUUAGAAAGAGGGCCCCAGCUGCCCUUGUUUGAGAACAUGAGGGAAGCUUGGGAAAGGAGAAGAAGAUGUAAAAUCAGAAGCCAAAGGGAGCUAGAAGCGGCUGAUUUUCUUGGAUCUGGAAUGAAUGGUGCCUGAAUUCAAGAAAACUAGGAGUGCUGUGGAGCUCACUGUUGCAUUGUAAACACAGAGCCCAAGGAAUACUUCAUUCACAUCCCCAGGACACAACUUCCCAUGGAAACACCAGACUGUACGUUGGCUCAGUCUUACUAUUUCCCUCUCGGUUUUCCAUUUAUUAUGGCUACAAUGAGAGAAGUCUAGCCCAGUUGACCAGUACUCAAUCUUAGAGAGCUUUUUUCUUUCCCCUGUGUUCAGAACACAGCAGAGCAAGGAAGCUGAAUGCCAAGAUUCACAGGUCUUAGAAUUAUAUGCCUUGUAGAAUGUGAUGUCACUGCUUAAACAUAUUCACAUGAUGGGUGCUCUGAGGAUUUGGUGCUCUGAGGAUUCAGCAUUGAUUUUUAAUUGUGUAGCACCUGCUAAACCAGGUAGUCUUUGCUAUUUGACAUUUAAGGAAAGCAAAACAUUUGCCCAAUGAGAAAAUGUUCACUAUUUGCUCCCACAUCUGUCCCAUUCUGUUAUCAUACAUUCAUACCAAAUUCAAGGUAUUUUGAGGCAUUUUGAGCCUUUGAAACAUUUUGUUUUAAAACUAAUUGAUAUUAGAAUUUUUUAAAAGGAAAUUACACUCUCAGUCUCCAACACCCUUUUCAUGGGUUUGUUCCAAAGCUUCAUGUUUCCAUUUGGGUGAGAGGCAGAUCUUCAUCCUGUGGUUAGAAUUUACUCUUUUAAAAGUUUUAAAGUUGUUAGCAGGAGGGAGAAGGAAACCAUGAAAACAUUUACUAUAAUGAAGGUUCAGAUUAGGAACAAGGAGGCCAUUCCAUAGGCCAUCACUUGUUCAAUGACAAGUUCUCUAGGAAAGCCAGAAAACAUAUUUGUACUACGCAAUGAAGAAAUCUGCUGGUCUGACUUAUAAAUGAACUGCUGAGGGAGUUAGUUGCCUUUCAGGGAGGCUUAUAGGCCUUCUACUUUGCCAUCCAUGGUUUAUAGCCAAAGAUUUGGCUGACUCUCUCUUCCAUUCUCCUUCACAUUCCCUUCUCCUUUUCUCCCCUUCUUGUUUAAAUUAGCCCUGGAAAUCAUGUUCCAUUUAUUCUUCAGUCGAAGAAGCACUAGAAUGUUGGGCAAGUUUAUUUUCCUAUAAAAGAAUAACUUGAAAUCAAAGAGCUAGGGUAGUUAGAAGGCUUAAGCACUGUGAUUGUAUCAACAUUACAUCACUGCUGAGACUUCUGAAUUGGGGCUUGGGAUUUGAUUUCCAUUUUCUUUUUAAAAGAAAUAUUCUGGUUAGCAAUACAUCUGCACACAGAACAGGAAAACUUUCCUCUGUAAAGGAAAGGUCUGCAAAACUUACCAAGGGAGGUGGAGGGAAGACGGCUGUCAAUCCACCGAUAGGAAGGGUGAGAGAUAUUUCUACCUCCCAUGAGUGAUAAGAGAAGGUUUGAGGGGGUGACGUUUCCCCUAGGCAUUGGUAAAGGACGCGGGCCUCUUGGCAUUCUCCGUAUGCACAUGACUGAAAGUAUAGUCCACAUUCUAUGUUAUGCUUCUUUACUAAAUACUUAUUUGUGAAUAUUUUUGAUUUUAUAAUCUCUGUUACUUAAGAUGUGUAGGCUGUACAUACUCGGGUAGAAGGCUGGCACCCCUUUGAAAUAGAAAUGUGCUGCUUCAUCACACCGAAGCCUCUUUCCUGUAUGGUGGGUGACGGUAACCUUGUUUGUCACCAUUUUGUAAUUUUCACACACACACACACACACACACACACACACACAUACACACACACAAAUAAAAUAAAAUAAAAUAAAAUAAAAUAAGCAAUGUUCCCCUACCCCCACCCAAGGAUAUUUUUAGUGGCACAUAGAAGAUCUAUGUUCUCUAGCUAGAAAUGUUUUUUGUUGGUUUUUUGUUUGUUUGUUUUUUUAACUUUUAGUUUUUGGAUGAUACACUAUGCUGUGUAUUUUGUAAAAGGGCAAAUGGGCACAAGAUGAAGGCGGUCGUGUCAUUCAGGAAAAAAAAAAGUACAAUUUCUUCACAAUGACAGCCUCGUAAGCAGAAUGGUAUAUAAUACAUGUUGCAUUAGUUGUUACAACUUGUACUUUGUCUGUAUUAUGAGCGAUGUAAUGGUUUGUCAGCUGUAACUGUUGUUUUCUUGUAACAUGAUAUGGAAUAAAGUGUAGCCAAAUCUCCCUA
Messenger RNA from Vombatus ursinus (common wombat), 5061 nucleotides. It is a transcript of the gene CDK14, whose product is annotated as cyclin dependent kinase 14. Gene Ontology annotation, molecular function: ATP binding; cyclin binding; cyclin-dependent protein serine/threonine kinase activity. Bases 195 to 1604 code for a protein of 469 amino acids. Gene Ontology annotation, cellular component: nucleus; cytoplasm; cytosol. Gene Ontology annotation, biological process: protein phosphorylation. The transcript is spliced from 15 exons. The record is from RefSeq and is a predicted model, not a curated record. Lineage: Eukaryota; Metazoa; Chordata; Mammalia; Diprotodontia; Vombatidae.